Phyllostomus discolor (pale spear-nosed bat) is the source of this 1651-nucleotide messenger RNA. RefSeq names its product ceramide-1-phosphate transfer protein (gene CPTP). The record is from RefSeq and is a predicted model, not a curated record. The coding region runs from base 64 to 708 and encodes 214 amino acids. Gene Ontology annotation, cellular component: cytoplasm; membrane; cytosol. The transcript is spliced from 3 exons. Gene Ontology annotation, molecular function: ceramide 1-phosphate binding; ceramide 1-phosphate transfer activity. NCBI's taxonomy places the organism in Eukaryota, Metazoa, Chordata, Mammalia, Chiroptera, Phyllostomidae. Gene Ontology annotation, biological process: intermembrane lipid transfer; ceramide transport.
GGCGGCGGCGGCAGAGGCGGCGACAGCAGCGAAGGAGUGCGCUGACUCUCAGCCCCACAGGAGAUGGAUGACCUGGAGUCGGACUUCAAUCUGAAAGUCGUCCUCAUCAGCUUCAAGGAGUGUCUCAAUGAGAAGGGAGAGGUGCUGCUGGAGCACUACCUCACCGGCUGGAGGGGGCUGGUCAGGUUUCUGAACAGCCUGGGCGUCAUGUUCUCCUUCAUCUCCAAGGACGUGAUGGCGAAGCUGCAGAUCAUGGAGCGGCUGCGCAGCGGCCCGCAGCGGGACCACUACGACAGCCUGCAGGCCAUGGUGGCCUACGAGGUGGGCAACCAGCUGGUGGACCUGCAGCGCCGCUCCAGCCACCCGGACUCCGGCUGCCGGACGGUGCUUCGGCUGCACCGAGCGCUGCGCUGGCUGCAGCUCUUCCUGGAGAGCCUGCGCACCAGCCCUGAGGACGCGAGCACCUCCGUGCUCUGCACGGACUCCUACAACGCCUCGCUGGCCGCCUACCACCCCUGGAUCGUCCGCCGGGCUGUCACCGUGGCCUUCUGCACGCUGCCCACGCGCAAGGUCUUCCUGGAGACCAUGAACGUGGGGCCCCCCGAGCAGGCCGUGGAGAUGCUGGAUGAGGCCCUGCCCUUCAUCCAGCACGUGUACGACAUCUCCCAGAAGCUCUAUGCUGAGCACGCCCUGCUGGACCUGCCCUAGGGGCUGCUGGGCCCGGGCUGGGAGGGCCUCCCCUUGCCCAGAGCUGGGCCGGGGCAGGCAGGGCCCGCCAGUCGCACAGCGCAGCUUUCUGGGUGCCCCAGGAGCAGGGAAACCACUGUCCCCGAGACAGACUGAGAGCUGAGCUUGUGGGGAGCCACGGACUGAGCAUGGCCCACCUGGGGGACAGACAGAGAAGGCAGGCACCCGCUGGGUGGGUGAGGUGCAGAGUGCAGGGAGGUCGAGCAGGCCCAGCCUUCCUUCCAAAGCCUGAGAGGCCGCCCUCACCUGUGAGCCGUCGGUGAGAGGGGUGACUCACCGGCCCCUGUAGCCAGCUUGUCCUGUCAGACCCCCUGGGUCCUGUGUCUGGCUAGGUGGGCUGCCUGCAGCCCCUCCAUCCCAGGUGGGCUGUGUGUGCGCCAGGCAGGGAGGGAACCUGGGCAGCCAUUGGCAGUGCCUCCAAUCCCUUGCCACUCACGUGUCGUCAGCAGUGACGACCGAGGGCUGGAGCCCGGAGCACACGUCAGCUGCCUUCUGCAGCCGCACCCCCCCGGGCGGCUGCUGUGAGUGUGCACAGCACGACCCCGGAGCCUGCGCGAGCCCGGGACUGCUGGGCCAGCUGGCCUCUCCCUUCCGGGCGUCCAGCAAGAUGCUGCAUUCCACCCCCACCUGGCCCCUGGCUGUCUGUCCCCAUGGAGCUCAGAAGGCCCAGGAUGCCUGGCACAGGGGGAGCCCGGCGCCCCUGCUGAACAGGCUGGCAGACAGCCAUGCGCAGCCGUCCCUGGGCACCUGGCCUGCCCUACUGCCUCUUCACUGUGAUCUCAGGACCUUGGGUGCCAAGGGCCCACCACGCAGCAGUCCUGCAUGAGUGUGACCUUGCGGGGAUCCUUGGGAACUGUAAUACGGGUGACAAUUUUUGCAAUGUAAAUAAAUUAUGAUUACAGAA